ACCAUGUGAGCUCUCUGGUAUAUAAAACAGACCAUUGGGGAUUUAGAGGAUUCUUCUCUCAGACUGGAUCACCCUUUGAAGGUUUGGAGAUGCUUCUCGUCACUUGCUUCAUCUUUGGCCUUUUGGGCAGCCUUACCUGGGCAGGAGAUCCAAAGGGUCGGACUGUCUGUCCUUCUGGCACCUUCGCCAAUAAAGAGCAAAGCCAGUGGUUUUGCUACAAGUUCUAUGAGGAGCUGUUCACCUUUCAAGAGGCCGAGGAAGAGUGUCAGUUCAAAUGCAAAGGUCAUUUAGCAUCCUUCAUAAGUGACACCCAGGCAAAACAGGUCAAUUCCUACGUCUCUAAAGAAAACAUAGAGAAGAAAUCGGUCUGGAUUGGGCUCCAACGACGUUCAACAUCCGAUAUGAAUACUGGAUGGCGCUGGAACGACGGGACACGAUCCAGGUAUACCAGGUGGAGCUCUGGAGAACCCAACAAUAAGUCCAAAGAUGAGUUUUGUGUUUCUCUCUCUCCUCAAACUGAGCAUUUGAACUGGAUUGAUCUAGGCUGUAACGCCAAACUUCCUUUUCUCUGCAAAUGGACUCCCACUUAACCUAAGUCUGCAGAGGGAGUUAGAGGGGCUGAUCGGAAACCUGAGCUGAGAUCUUUGGAGUCUACCUUCUCCAUGUGCCAAACUUCUUUUCCACAAAGACCAU
Thamnophis elegans (Western terrestrial garter snake) is the source of this 693-nucleotide messenger RNA. Its product is annotated as C-type lectin lectoxin-Phi1-like. The record is from RefSeq and is a predicted model, not a curated record. The transcript has 6 exons. Gene Ontology annotation, molecular function: signaling receptor activity. Bases 90 to 590 code for a protein of 166 amino acids. NCBI's taxonomy places the organism in Eukaryota, Metazoa, Chordata, Lepidosauria, Squamata, Natricidae.